AAAAAAAAAAAAAAAAAAAAAAAUUGACCCUUUUUCUAAUUUUGGAUCUUAAAUUCAGAAGCUGUACUUGAUCUUUUUGUGCUAUCAAGAUGGGGGGGCAAUCUAGCAAGAUGGUUAGUGUUGAAUCCCCGACAACGGUUAAAAUGGGUACCCAUUCUCUGUAUGCUGCUGAUUUGAGCUCCUAUGAAGAUGCAUGUGUUAAAGAUCCAAACUUGCAAAGCUUUGAUGCGAGCAUUCAGGAGCAUACCAACAGGGUGAUUAGUUCCCUUGCUCAUGGUGUCGAGGUCAGAUCCUUAUCUUUUGACUCACUCAGAGAAGUCACUGAUAGUCUGCUUGAGAUGAACCAAGAAGUUGUCAAAGUUAUUUUGGAUUGCAAGAAAGAUAUAUGGGGCAACUCAGAAUUGUUCUCCUUGGUCAAUGAUUACUUUGAUAAUAGCCUUCAGACUUUGGAAUUCUGUAACUCCCUUGAGAAAUGCUUGAGGCGUGCACGCGAGAAUCAGAUGAUUGUGAAGUCUGUGGUUACCUACUUUGAGGAAGAGGUGCAAAAUGGGGCUGAAGGGGUGGCUUAUGUGAAGACAUUGCAAGAGCUUAAGAAGCUUAAGGAUGCCGGGGACCCCUUUACUGAAGAAUUUUAUCAGUUGUUUCAAUCCGUAUACACACAGCAGGCGUCAAUGUUGCAGAAAUUGCAAGUCAGGAAGAGAAAGCUUGAUAAGAAAAUGAAGUCCCUCAAGACAUGGAAGAGGGUGUCAAAUGCCAUUUUUGUGGCUGCUUUUGUUUCUGUCUUGAUUUUCUCGGUGGUGGCGGCCUCUAUCGCCGCCCCGCCGGUAGUAACUGCCUUGGCUGCUGCAUUGGCUGUUCCAAUAGGGUCAGUAGGAAAAUGGUGCAACUCUCUCUUCAAGCGCUAUGAGAAAGCUCUGAAGGGACAAAGGGAAGUCAUCAGCUCAAUGCAGAUUGGUACUUACAUUUCAUUGAAGGACUUGGACAACAUUCGAGUACUUAUCGACAAGUUGGAAGUAGUUAUUGAGUCAUUGUUGCAGAAUGCUGAUUUUGCUCUUAUAAAUGAGGAUGUUAUGAAGUUUGCAAUCGAUGAGAUCAAGAAGAAAAUAGAAACAUUUUCAGAGACUAUGGAGAAUUUAAGUGCUCAUGCUGAUAAAUGCAGUCGACAGAUAAGGAGAGCAAGGACUGUGGUUAUACAAAAUAUAAUUAAAAAACCAUAGUGUGAUCCCUUUGGAAUGUUUCAUUGAUUACUUUCUCUUGCUGGCAUCUUCCUUUGCUUCAGCCAAGUAAGCACCACGAUUAUAAGUUUAUCACCUCAAUGAGAUGCCUUAUAAAGAGAAAUGAAGAUACAAAUUGUGCAGAACAUUUCUGUACUUUCUAUGUAUAGAUAUUUGGAUUAUACAUGGUUACAAAUAUGUUUGUUGCUUAGUUGUUUCUUUUUCUAAUUAUUGCUGAUGCAAUUGAAGAACAUAAAUGAGUAAAUAAUAGUGAAAUCAUGACAGGCUCGUGGAAGUGAUGGAACAAAGUCCAUGAUUGCAACCUACCUUAAGGUUGGGAUAAAAUAAAUAUAUUGGAGCAGCUUCAUGAUUAGGAGAUGGAUAAAUAUCAAUUUCUAAAGGUUGAGAUUGAGAUCCAAAGAAAAUAUAAAAAAAAUUCCCCCAAAAUUGUUGAUAUAUAACAAACUAGUUCUGA
Molecule: messenger RNA, 1689 nt
Organism: Cajanus cajan (pigeon pea)
Lineage: Eukaryota; Viridiplantae; Streptophyta; Magnoliopsida; Fabales; Fabaceae
Product: UPF0496 protein At2g18630
Source: RefSeq, a predicted model, not a curated record